ACAAUUUGAUAGUGUCAAACUGAAAACAUAUUUUGUUUACUUUCAACUAAAAACGAAAAUUCACUAUUUAACGCCACGACAACACAAAAAUGGCUUGGAUAUCGGGCUUAGCAGAUAAAGCCGAAAACAUUUUAAACAAGUUAGAUCAAAAUGCCGCUACAGCAUUGCAAGUAGCAGCUACUUCAGGUGGCGAUGGUGAUAGUGGCGAAGGUAGUGCUUUGGAAACGAUGCGGCGCAACUUAUCCAAUAGUAAAUUGUCAUUGAAAGCAGCAUUUUCCCCAAUCAAAGCAAAAAGCAAUAUUAAUGCCAAUAUGAGUACAUCAGUAGAAGGUGAUAGAGAUGUAUUAAAUGCUUCAUAUCGCACUGCAUUGCCUGAAUCAGUGGAAGCAAGUGAUAAGGUUGAAUGGCACAUAAACUCUGCUGUCUCUUCACGACGCAGUUCCAUUAAUUCACGCCCCGAUGCUGUGGCGAUUGAAGUGGAGGAAACAAGUCCGCAACAUGGCUUACUGAAUAAGGUGGCUACUGAAGGAACUCUUCUAACUGGAACGCAUGAAAGUCAAGAGUUGAUGGCAUUUAAAAUUGCAUUAAACGAAAUUACAAACGAACGUGACGACUUAAAGGCACGUUUGACAAAAAUAAACCGUGAUAAUGAAAAAACCGCAUUUCUAACAAAAAUACAAGGUUUGGAGACACUAUUACAACGUUUAACCGAAGAGCGUGAUCAAGCACAAUACGAACUGGGCAAAGCACAGGGUGCUAACAAUGCAAAUGCCCACACCAUUUCAGAGCUCGAAACUAAUUUAGCUAAACUGCAACAAGAGUACUUGGAGACGGCGCAUAAAUUACAAAUGCAAAUGAUGGAAACAGAGCAGCUCCGAAAGGAACUGCAAGAAUACCGACAUAAAGCGCAGCACUCACUGCAAAUGAAGGACAAUCUUAUAGCCGAACUAAAGGCAAAUGGCGUGUCGGCUGGCUCAGCAACAAAAAGCGAAGAGGAAAAUGAUUUGCGUUUGGUACAAAUGGAGCUGGACGAUUUAAAGCAUGAACAUCAGCAAACCGUAGAUGAAAGUCGUACAUUGCGUAUGCAAUUAGAAGAAUUACGACGUGAUUGGCAAAUGGUUAAUGAACAACACACCACAUAUAUUGCAAGUACACGCGCCGCAGAAGACACCUUAAGAAAAGAAUUGCGUACAGAACGUGAACGUUUACUCGCAACUGAAUCCGAACAACGUAUACAAGCGCAAGAGUUGGCAAAAUUACGACAGCAGCUCAGUAAUCAAAUGGCUGCAGCUGCGACACGGCUUCAAGAAAAGGAUGCACAAUUAGAAAAGCUACGUGCUGAGGUACAACGGCGCCACGCAACAAUGCACGUCGCAGAUGGUGCAGCGGUAGAUACUUUUGAUGAACGCAUUAAGGUGCUCACACAAACAUUGGUGGAUAAACAACAAACUGUGGAACGCAUCACAUCCGAGCGGAAUGCUUUACGCAUACAACUGGAGAAAAUGCAAGAUCAACUGCAACAGCAAUAUGCAUAUAACAAUAAGCCAGUUUCGCGUAAUUCAUUGCUCUCCAAUACAACCGAUGACAUUAAAGCACAGUUUCCACUUCUGAUGCGUGAGAAUCCCUUCGACAAUCGUGUGGCUCGUCGUGUUAAACGUGUCUACUCUUCACUCGAUUCUGCUGGUAUACGUUUGGGCGCCUUCCUGCGACGUUAUCCGCUCAUGCGCAUAUUUGUGCUCAUGUAUGUUGGCCUCUUGCACUUUUGGGUUAUGUUUGUGUUGAUGUCAUCGUCUCCAAACUAAAACUAUUAUUCUUAAUAUCUACUUACCACAUCUUACCACAUGAAUAAGUAGUCAAAUAUUUCAUAUUUACUAGUGUUAAUCCUAAAAACGUAUGACAAUAUUUUAAAUAACCGUAAAAAAAGUUUUUUUUAGAUAUAUUAUGUAUGUAUUGUAAUAGUAUUGUUAUCCGUAUAUUAUUCAUGUCUAGCUGUAUAAUUAAUGUCCAUCUUUUUAAUAUUAAA
This is a messenger RNA of Bactrocera tryoni, 2023 nucleotides long. It is a transcript of the gene Golgin84, whose product is annotated as golgin-84. Gene Ontology annotation, biological process: retrograde transport, vesicle recycling within Golgi; Golgi organization. Lineage: Eukaryota; Metazoa; Arthropoda; Insecta; Diptera; Tephritidae. Gene Ontology annotation, cellular component: Golgi cisterna; Golgi membrane. The record is from RefSeq and is a predicted model, not a curated record. The coding region runs from base 90 to 1802 and encodes 570 amino acids. The transcript is spliced from 2 exons.